Messenger RNA from Oldenlandia corymbosa var. corymbosa, 2421 nucleotides. The record is from the annotation of a GenBank genome assembly. Lineage: Eukaryota; Viridiplantae; Streptophyta; Magnoliopsida; Gentianales; Rubiaceae.
CCGCUCUCAUUUCUUCUCCAACUCCAAUUUCCAUUCUACUUCGCCACUUCCUCAAACCAAAACCUCUUUGCCUACAAUAAAGAAAACCAAAUCAAAACAGCCAACCUGAUAAAACAUACCUGCACAUUUUGCAGACACAAACACAUUGAUAUCCAGAACACAACAGGAACAAGAGUUUCUUAUAAUCACAGUUGAACCAUUUUUCCGUUAAGAACUCUCAAAUUUUCUAUCCAUUUGAAAGAAAAAGUAUGCCAAGGAAAGGAAUGAGAAGUCUGUUAUUUUCUCCAAGAUCACCUAUAUCAUCAUCAUCAUCAUCAUCCUCCCCUAGGUCCAAUUUCUCCUCAACCACAUUUUCGCCGUCGAGGCCGAGUUUUGCUGAGUCGGUGAUGGACAGAACACUACAAUUAGCUGAGCCAAUGAUCUUGAAAUGGGAUCCGGAAGCCACCAAUUUCGCCAGAGUCACUUCACUUUUUUAUGAGAAUCGGCGGGAAGCAAGAGACUUCAUGAAGCAAGUGAAGAACAUACACAGAGCCAUGCAGCUUCUGGUCACGGAGAAUUCCUUUUCCCAGAAACUCAUCCGGGCACAGAGUCUCAUGCAAAUUGCCAUGAAGAGACUUCAGAAGGAGUUUUACCAAAUCCUCUCAAUGAACAGAGCCCAUUUAGACCCUGAAUCCAUUUCCACUCGAUCCUCUAGCACGUCAAUUCCUUCUAUCUAUUCUGAUUACGAAGAUAACUAUGAAGAGGACGAGGAUGACUCCGACGAGAUUUGUCUCGCCGGCGAAUCCAUUGCAGAAGUUGAGGAUGUCUCGAUUUUGGCUAUGGCGGAUUUGAAAACCAUAGCAGAGUGCAUGAUUUCUGUCGGCUAUGCCAAGGAGUGUGUUAACAUUUACAAGAUAAUUCGCAAAUCCAUAAUCGAUGAAGGAAUCUAUAAACUUGGGGUCGAACAAUUAAGCCCUUCCUUCGUUCGGAAGAUGGAUUGGGAAGCAAUGGAUGUGAGGAUUAAGAGAUGGCUUGACGCCGUGAAGAUCGCCGUCAACACCCUGUUCAAAGGGGAGCGAAUCCUUUCCGACCACGUGUUUGCCUCGUCGGAAUCCAUCAGAGAGUCGGUCUUCGCCGAAAUUUCUAAAGACGGAGCCUUAAUUCUUUACGGGUUCCCGGAAAACAUUGCCAAAAACAGCAAGAAGUCGCCGGAAAAAGUGUUCCGUUUCCUCGACAUAUGCACAGCCAUCUCCAAUCACUGGCCGGAGAUGGAGUCCACCUUCUCCUACGAAUCCAGUACACCCGUUCGAUCUCAGGCCAUCACGUCUUUGGCCAGAAUUGGAGAAUACAUUCGGACUGCAAUCACGGACUUGGAAUCGACGAUUCAGAAGGAAAAUUCAAAAUCAACCGUCGCCGGCGGCGGAAUCCACUCACUCACAAUCGAAUGGAUGAAUCACCUCUCCCUCCUUGCCGAUUACAGCAAGGUCAUCGCCGACAUAUUACCGAAUUCUCCGGGGCUCUCGGACUCCGAGGACGGAUCUCCGGCGAUCUCCCGGAAGUUCGAUUACCUCAUCCUGUUGCUGCUGGCCAAAAUCGACAGCAAGGCCAAGAAGUACAAAGACGUUUCCCUUUCGUAUCUCUUCCUAGCCAACAACCACCAGUACGUCGUCGUUAAAGCCCGCGCGUCAAACCUCAAGUACCUCCUCGGUGACGAUUGGGUGGCAAGUCAAGAAGCAAAAGUCAAACAGUUCACAUCCAGCUACCAACGGGUGGGAUGGGGCCACGUCAUGGAAUCCCUACCGAAGGAUCCGUCCGGGUCUUACUCACCGGAGGAAGCGAAAGAAACAUUCAAGGGAUUCAAAGCGGCAUUCGAUCAGGCCUACCGGAAGCAGUCCGCGGCCGUGAUACCGGAUUCGGAGCUCCGGGACGGCGUGAAACUCAGCUUAGAGAGGAAGAUAUUGCGGGUUUACCGUGAAUUUUACGAGAAAUAUGAUGAGGAGAUGGAUUCUGUGAUAAGAUUUAGGCCAGAAGAUGUGGGGCAUUGUCUUUCGAAUUUGUUUUUCGGGGCUGCUGCUUCCGGGAAUUCUUGGACUUCUUCGUCUUCACAUUAAUUCUAUCACCGUUUAAUUCUCAUGGGCGGUCGUUUUUUUUGGCUCAAUUCGAUGGAGAGUUUCUUCUCCCCAGGUUUUUUUUUUUUUUUUCUAAUCUGGGAAGUAAAAUCCAAUACUCCGUGUUAUUGUUACCGAGAUUCGUUAGAGAUGAAUGUAUUGCCAAAUCCACCGGCUUAAAUUCAAACUAGUCUGUCGGGGCUAGUGAUUUAUGCAGUCAUACACCAAACAGAGAUGCCAUGUUGUACAUAUAUAUAUAUAUAUAUAUAUAUAUAUAUAUAUACACAUUAUUAUUAAGUUUUCAUUUACGGUUCUAUAAUGUUAUCAUCUUGAU